Messenger RNA from Onychomys torridus (southern grasshopper mouse), 570 nucleotides. RefSeq names its product apolipoprotein D (gene Apod). Gene Ontology annotation, molecular function: cholesterol binding. The transcript has 4 exons. Bases 1 to 570 code for a protein of 189 amino acids. Gene Ontology annotation, biological process: lipid transport; tissue regeneration; brain development. NCBI's taxonomy places the organism in Eukaryota, Metazoa, Chordata, Mammalia, Rodentia, Cricetidae. The record is from RefSeq and is a predicted model, not a curated record.
AUGGUGACCAUGCUGUUGCUCCUGGCCACACUGGCAGGCCUCUUCACUGCAGCCAAGGGACAAACUUUCCAUCUUGGGAAAUGCCCAACUCCUUCAGUGCAAGAGAAUUUUGACGUGCUAAAGUAUCUUGGAAGGUGGUAUGAAAUCGAGAAGAUCCCAUCGAGCUUUGAGAGAGGGGACUGCAAUCAAGCCAACUACUUGCUGAUGGAGAAUGGCAACAUCAAAAUGAUAAACCAGGAGAGGAGACCUGACGGAACCAUGAACCAAGUCGAAGGUGAAGCCAAAUACACCAACCUCUCUGAGCCAGCCAAGCUCCUAGUCAAGUUUUUUGAGUUGACGCCAGCCACACCGUACUGGAUCCUGAUCACUGACUAUGUGAACUACGCUCUUGUGUACUCCUGCACCACCAUCAUCUGGCUCUUCCAUGUGGAUUAUAUUUGGAUCCUGGGAAGAAACCCUUUUCUUCCUCCAGAAACAAUAACCUACCUAAAAGAUAUCCUUAUUUCCAACAGUAUCGACACCCAAAAAAUGAUAAGCACUGAUCAAACGAACUGCCCUGAAUUCCCGUAA